AUGAAGAAUUGCAAUUCUUCUAGCACACCAACAGAGGUGGGUUUGAAGUUAGUGAAAGAUCCUGAAGGAAAGAGAGUUGAUAGUACCAUGUACAAGCAAAUUGUGGGAAGCUUGAUGUAUUUAACUUCAACUAGGCCAGAUAUAAUGUAUUCUGUGAGUCUCAUAAGUAGGUACAUGGAGAAUCCUACUGAGAUGCAUCUCUUUGCUGCCAAGAGAAUUUUUCGAUACUUGCAAGGUACGGCUGACUUUGGAUUGCUCUACAAGAAGGGAGAAAGCUCAAACUUGAUGGGCUUCACUGAUAGUGAUUACGCCGGAGAUCAAGAUGAUAGAAGAAGCACUUCCGGAUAUGUAUUUAUGAUGGGUUCGGGAGCUAUUUCAUGGUCAUCAAAGAAGCAGCUGAUUGUCACUUUAUCAACCACUGAAGCUGAAUUUGUUGCAGCAACUUCAUGCGCUUGUCAAGCUAUUUGGUUGAAGAAAAUUCUCGAAGAACUUCAUGUUGAGAGCCAAGGACCUACUGUGAUUUAUUGUGACAAUAGUUCAGCAAUAAAGCUCUCCAAAAAUCCUGUUUUACAUGGAAGAAGCAAGCAUAUAGAUGUCAAGUUUCAUUUCUUGAGGGAUCUGACGAAGGAAGGAGUUAUUGAUCUCAUCUAUUGCAGAAGUGAGGAUCAAGUUGCUGAUAUCUUUACCAAGUCCCUCAAGUUGGCUGCAUUUCAAAAGCUGAGAAACCUGCUUGGUGUCCAGAAGUUGUAUUAA
Molecule: messenger RNA, 753 nt
Organism: Syzygium oleosum
Lineage: Eukaryota; Viridiplantae; Streptophyta; Magnoliopsida; Myrtales; Myrtaceae
Product: secreted RxLR effector protein 161-like
Exons: 1
Coding region: 1-753 (250 amino acids)
Source: RefSeq, a predicted model, not a curated record